AUGGUUGACACUCCAGAGGCAAUCGUAGAUGCCCCAAUGCAAGAACCAUCUCCAAUUUCUACCCCUUCAAAACGCAAACAAACUCGUAACGGUCACGGUCACGAGCACAAAGCCAUCACCAUCACAGCACCACCCUUUUCCUACAUCCAUCUCGAGCUUCAAUCCUCGUCAUUGAAGAAACCUCAGCUAGAUGACAUCACAGCAAAAUCGUAUAUCACAUCAGCACUGACACGAUUUCUGGGACUCCAUGGCUCUGCCAUCUCGAUUGACAUCUUGAAGACGGAGGGCAAGGAUGUCUGGAUUAGAGUUAUGAGAGAGGAUGCUAGUGCGGUGGCUGCGGCGCUAGGAGGAUGGAUUAAAGGGGUUGGAGAUGAGGGGGGUGAGCAGGUGGGGUGGACGGUCAAGGGGAGAGGAAACUGGUUGGUGGGUUUGAUGAGGGAAAGAGAUAUGGAGGGGGUUUGGAAUGACUGA
This is a messenger RNA of Sclerotinia borealis F-4128, 471 nucleotides long. The record is from the annotation of a GenBank genome assembly. Lineage: Eukaryota; Fungi; Ascomycota; Leotiomycetes; Helotiales; Sclerotiniaceae.